This is a messenger RNA of Camellia sinensis, 800 nucleotides long. RefSeq lists its product as uncharacterized. The record is from RefSeq and is a predicted model, not a curated record. Lineage: Eukaryota; Viridiplantae; Streptophyta; Magnoliopsida; Ericales; Theaceae.
UUUCACCUAUAUUAAUAGAGUCCCACCAUCUCUCACCAUUCACACCACACCACAAACCUCCAUACACACACAGAUCCCCAACCCCAGCAGAAACAGAAUGUCAUCCCAACAGAUGAUCGCAAGCCACCGCGAAAACGCAGAAAUCUACACCGGCGAGUCGCUCUGCAAGAAGAAAUCGCGCGAACUCCUGGAGAAGAUCUCUCUCCCCAAAGGUCUCCUACCUCUGGACGACCUCAUCGAGGUCGGCUACAACGAGUCCACUGGCUUCGUCUGGCUCUCUCAGAAGAAGAAAAAGGACCACACUUUCCUCCGCAUCGGCCGCCGCGUCUCCUACGACACCCUUGUCACAGCCUUCGUGGAGGACCGCCGUAUGCGGCGCCUCACGGGGGUCAAGAGCCGUGAACUCAUGAUGUGGAUCAAUAUUUCUGAGAUUUACAUCAACGAUCCUGCUUCUGGGAAGAUCACGUUUGGGACUCCCACUGGGAUUUCCAGAUCUUUCCCUGUCUCCGCGUUUCAGGAGGAGGGUGAGGUUGACAAGUGAUUUGAGGAUUUUUUUUCGAUUUUCUCGGAAAAUUUGGAAACCCUUGAAAUGGAAAGUAUGAAAAUCUGACUCUCUUUAAUGUUAUGUGAUUUUUUUGGGUUGAACGAAUUUUCAUCAGUAUUUUAGGAAUUUUUGUUUUUGUGUGUUCUUGGUGUUUGUGCUUUGUUUGGUGGGAAUGUUUUGCCAUUUUGACCCUUUUUUGGGAAAUGAGGUAAGUUCUGUUUGGUUAGUGUGAUAUGUGGGUGAUUAUUUUGGAGUA